Messenger RNA from Diaporthe amygdali, 1611 nucleotides. RefSeq lists its product as uncharacterized. Gene Ontology annotation, biological process: actin filament polymerization. The record is from RefSeq and is a predicted model, not a curated record. The coding region runs from base 1 to 1611 and encodes 536 amino acids. The transcript is spliced from 4 exons. Gene Ontology annotation, cellular component: cytoplasm; actin filament. Gene Ontology annotation, molecular function: microtubule binding; actin binding. NCBI's taxonomy places the organism in Eukaryota, Fungi, Ascomycota, Sordariomycetes, Diaporthales, Diaporthaceae.
AUGUCCCGCAACACCUGGGACCGUGAACGGUUCAUGUACGAGCGGGAUCGGGAUCGAGACCGUUACGACGACGACGACCGCUACUACAAGUCAAAAUACCGAGAGCACUCCGCUGAUGAGCGUUACGAGCGCCGCCCCGAGAGGCGGCCUUUUGAGGACGAGGUCGUCAUUCGCGACUCUCGCAAAGUCUACUACGACGAACCCGAGCCGAGGUUCUCACGCCACCGAUCGCCUCCACCUGAUCUCGAGCGCGACCGCCGUGUUGUGAUUGAGCGCGAGCGGCAAAGAGUGUCCAGCCCCUCUCCGCCAAGCAGGCCUGCAUUUCUCCGGAGACAGUCCAGCCUCGACACAUUCGACAGGCGACCCAGAGGCUUCCAUUAUGAGGAGGAAGAAAGGGAAAGAUACGGCCCACCUGCAAGGCGCGAGGACUUCCGUCCCCGGCCUUAUGAGCCCAUCCCGCUGCCCCGGACUCGCGCCCUGCCCCCUCCGAGAAGGUUUGCCGAGCGUGACUCCUUCGAUGAGAUCCGUGUGAGCGACCCAGACUACUAUGGCGACGAGGAGUACCGGUCCUACCCGGAGCGCGUGCGAGAGCGGGAGAUCGUCCGCACCAAGAGGCGGGAUCACAGCCCGUCCCACACCCACCGGUCCAGUCGCACCCGCAGCCACCGCGGCAGCACCGUGCGCAGCAGCUCCCGGUCAUCCACCACUACCAGCAGCUCGGGCAGCAGCAGUGGCGGCACCACUGUUACUGUCAAGAGCGAAUAUCCCAAGAAGGGCAAAACUCGCAUUCCAGCCCGCCUGGCUUCCAAGCGUGCGCUGAUCGACCUGGGCUAUCCAUUUGUUGAGGAGGGUAACACGAUUGUCGUGCUGAAGGCUCUUGGCCAGGAAAAUAUCGACGAUCUGCUCAAGCUCAGCGAAGACUACAAGAAGAGCGAGGCCGAGCUUACCGCAGGACGGUCUGAAGCGGGCAACAUCAUUGAAGAGAGGCGAGAGGAGACUAUCAUCCAUGCGCCCUCUUCGCAUCACCCGUCCAUGCACGCACCACCACCACCCCCGAUGAUGCAUGGGCCACCCCCGACUAUGCAUGGCCCGCCGCCGCCCGUCAUGAUGCCGCCGCCGCCUAUGCCUCAACCUCCUCCGAUGUUCCAUGCGCCGCCACCACCACCUCCGCCGCCUGCAGAGGUGGUGGAGAAGACCACCGUUAUUCGUGACGUUUCGCCCGCCCGAUCGUACACCACCACCACUUCCGGAACAACGCACACAUCCCACACGUCCCGCACGCCCUACAUUGUUGACGUCCGGCGUGAGGAGAUCUCCGAGGAAGUCCCUGUCGGUGCGAUGGCUCUGGUCAAGUCCGAUCGACACCGUUCGCGUUCUCGAUCUGACCGGGACAUUCGACACGAAAUCCGUGACCUUGAGCGACAGCUUGAUCGGAAACGCCAUAGUGAACGCGAACUCGUCAAAGCGGAACGGCUCAGCAGCGGAGAGCUGGUGCUGUACGAGGAGCAGGUGGAGAGGAUCGAGGAGCCGCGGCGCGGAGUGCGCAUUGAGAAGGACAAGAAAGGCCCUCCGCCUGGCAUCGUCAAGGCAAUGCUGGCAACCCUGACCUAG